AUGUCCGACAACACGACACCGCCACCGCCGCCGCUCCGCGUCAACGUGGCGAUCCUGUUCAUGGGAUCCCGGGGGGACCUGCAGCCCUCGAUCGCGAUUGCUAGAGCACUGCAGCGGUCCGGUGGGCGGUACCGCGUGCGGGCGCGGAUCGCGACGCACCCGCCGUACCGGGCGGCCGUGGAGGCGGCGGGGGUGGGGUUCUACAGCAUCGGGGCACGGUGCGAUAUCAAGCGGAUGAUGGCGCGGCGGCUGCUCCCGCGGGAGGAGCUGAAGAGGGAGGUGCCGGAGAUUAAGCGGGAGUUUGGGGAGAUGGGGGCGCGGUGGUGGGGGGCUUGUGUUGAUGACGGGUAUGAGGGGUCUGGGGAAAGGAGAGAUGAUGGAGGAAGAGAGGUGGAAGAGGAAGAAGGGAGGGAGGCGGGAGGGUUCGUGGCUGAUUUGGUUGUCUCGACGAUGCAGGUUUUCGUGCAGACGUCGGCGGCGGCGAGGAUGGGUGUGCCGUUGCACUUGUUUGGUAUGAACCCGAGGAUAUACUCGAGGGAGGUACCGCAUAGCCAGGCGGGGUGGGCGGUUGGGAAAGGGGGGCUUGUGAGGAGGGCGAGUUGGUGGGUGCAAGAUUUGAUGUUCCUCCAAGCCAUGAAGGCCGUAAUCAACACCACCCGCCGCGGCAUGGGCCUCGAGGACUUCUCGCCCGCGUGGUGGCUCUCGCAGUUCAACCGCCUCCGCGUGCCGUGCACAUAUCUCUGGUCGCCGCUGCUGCUGCCCAAACCGUCCGACUGGGCCUCCAACAUCUCCGUCGCGGGGUUCGCCUUCGAAGACGUCUCUGAAGGUGACUUUGUCCCGCCCCCUGAUUUGGUCAAGUUUCUCGAGAAGGGCCCGCAGCCACCGGUGUAUGUCGGCUUCGGGAGCAUGACCUUCGCCAACGCGGCGGACGUGUUUGGCGUUGUGAGGGCCGUGGUGAGGGAGUUUGGGCUCCGGGCGGUUGUUUGUAGGGGGUGGAGCGGGGUUGUGAUGGAUGAGGGUGUGAGUGAGAAGCGGGAGAAGGAGGAUGAUGUGUUUGUGGUGGAUGAUGUACCGCACGCGUGGUUGUUUCCGCGGGUCAGGGCGGUGGUGUGCCAUGGCGGCGCCGGGACAGUUGCGAUGGCCCUGCGGUGCGGACGGCCGACGCUGGUGGUGCCUGUGGCCGGGGACCAGCCGUUUUGGGGCAGCCGGGUGGCGGAGGUCGGAUGUGGGCCGGCGGUUGAGUUCGGGAUUGCGGCGAUGACGAAGGAAGGGUUGCGGGGGAAGCUUGGGGAGGUGCUGGAGGAGCGGUAUGCGGUUGCGGCGGGGGAGUUUGGGAGGCGGGUGAGGGCGGAGAGGGAUGGUGUCGAGGGGUUUAGGGAGGAUCUGGAGAGGAGUUUGGCGGUGUAUGAGGGCUUGCGGUGUGCGGUGCUGAGGGAUAGGGUCGGUGUUUGGAGGGUUGGGGGCGUGUUGGUGAGUGCUGUUGCUGCGGAGGUGUUGAUGAGGGAAGGGCGGAUGAGGAGGGAGGAGUUGAAGGCGUUGGAGGCUGUGAGAUGGGGGGAUCUGGUUGCGCCUGGGGAUCCGGUGAGUGGUUUUGUGAUGGGGGUAAAGGGUGUCGGGAGAGGUGUGAAGAAGCAUUCUCAGGAGAAGGCUUGGGCGUUUGUGGUGCUUCAUAUCCUCAGAGCGCCGUUGAUGAUCCUGGCGGGGCUCACGUUUGGGAUGUUUAAUCUCGUCGACUUUGUUCUAUGGGAGAUGGCUUCCCCUAUUGAGCCAAAGCUCUAUGCUAGCAACCCCAGAUUGUAUAGCUACGGGCAGAUGCUGGGUUUCUUGGUGGUUGCGCCGUGGAAGGAGUUGCAGAGCAUUGCAUAUCAACCAGCAGAGCUGAAGAAAGGGGGGAGAGGGGUGGGGAGAGUCAUUCUGGAGGCACCACUGGCCAUUCUGAGAGUCUUGGUAGCACUUGUCAACAUUCUCGUCGGGUUCAUCGGUAUCAGUUUGCGGAUAGCGGAUCUAGCAUGUUCGAAAGCGAUGGGCGAAAGGGAUGACAGAGAUGUUGUGGCUGAAGCCAGGUUAAGGCAGGGUAGGAUCGAGGCCGAGGAACUCGCGAUCGAGAGAACCGAGGAGGGCGGUGACUUGACAGUUGAAGUCCUCCAGGCGUGGGAUGCAAAGUCAUGA
This is a messenger RNA of Colletotrichum gloeosporioides, 2169 nucleotides long. Its product is annotated as Sterol 3-beta-glucosyltransferase UGT80B1. Lineage: Eukaryota; Fungi; Ascomycota; Sordariomycetes; Glomerellales; Glomerellaceae. The record is from RefSeq and is a predicted model, not a curated record. Gene Ontology annotation, molecular function: UDP-glycosyltransferase activity; hexosyltransferase activity. The transcript has 3 exons. Gene Ontology annotation, biological process: carbohydrate metabolic process. Bases 1 to 2169 code for a protein of 722 amino acids.